This is a messenger RNA of Exophiala viscosa, 2621 nucleotides long. Its product is annotated as putative long chain fatty alcohol oxidase. The transcript has a single exon. Gene Ontology annotation, molecular function: long-chain-alcohol oxidase activity; flavin adenine dinucleotide binding. The record is from RefSeq and is a predicted model, not a curated record. NCBI's taxonomy places the organism in Eukaryota, Fungi, Ascomycota, Eurotiomycetes, Chaetothyriales, Herpotrichiellaceae. The coding region runs from base 86 to 2359 and encodes 757 amino acids.
CGGCACAUAUCUAUUAUAUCUUCCGUCGCUCGAUUACAGAAAGACUAAUCAUUUGGGAAACACACCCUCCCAUUCAUCAGCAGUCAUGUCUCAAAUAGAGAAUCUCUCCAGCUUGGCGUCUCUCCCAUCUCCUCUCACCGAAGCCCCAGAGGAAGAAGUCUUCACCAAAGUCCAGUGGGACAUUCUCUACUCCAUACUCGAAGUCUUCGCCCCUUCCAUUACAACCGAAUCACUAUCAGUAUCAUCUACUGACAUCAACAACGCCAUCUCACGACUUGGACGUUAUCUCCCCGAUGGCGCAUCCGACGACGACGCCAGAGCCUUCCUCUCCGAAGACAUCAUCUCCAACUCGGCCUUCAAAGAGACCGUCUCCCGCAAGUUCAAGCUCUACGUCCCUCCCGCGGACGCGCAGGGCCUGGCUUUCAUCCUCUCCACGCUCAACACAACUGUCGGUUCCUACCUGCUGACAGGCUCCUCAUCACCGAUCCAUACCCAAGACCUUGCAACACGCACGCGCAUCGUACUGAGUUGGCCCAAUUCUCGCCUUGCACCACUGCGUGCCGUCUACCGCGCUUUCAGCACCCUCGCGCGCUUCUCCUAUGUCGUCAACUCUCCUUCAAUCCCACGCAUUCUCGACUUCCCUGCUAUCCCACGGCACAUCGAGCGCAGCGACAGCUACGCCUUCACCUUCCACGACUUCAGCUCGGCGUCCAGCGCGACCACCCUAACCACCGACGUCGUCAUCAUCGGCUCAGGCUGUGGCGCAGGCGUGACAGCCUCGCACCUCUCCCGUGCAGGACUGAAAUGUCUCAUCCUAGAGAAAUCCUACCACUUCGCCUCGACGCACUUCCCAAUGGACAUGGGCACCGCCGCGGAGCACCUCAUGGAGAACGGCGGCACAGUCGUGUCGGACGACGGAUCCACACUCGUCCUCGCCGGAAGCACCUUCGGCGGCGGCGGCACAGUCAACUGGUCAGCCUCCUUGCAACCACAGCACGGCGUACGCAAAGACUGGGCAUCCAACAAUCUCCCACACUUCCUAUCAAGUGAGUACCAAGACUGUCUCGACACAGUCUGUGAGCGAAUGGGCGUCGCGCGGUCCAACGACCCUUCUGCCCUAAACAACAUCGAGCACAACUUCGCCAAUCAAACCCUCCUCGAAGGCGCGCGCCGUCUCGGCAUGGCCGUCGAAAUCGUGCCCCAGAACACCGCGUCCAAACGACACCACUGCGGUUACUGCACAUACGGCUGCGCCAGUGCUACAAAGCAAGGUCCUGCGAACUGUUGGUUCCCCGACGCCGCAUCCCACAGCGCCGAAUUCGUCGAAGGCGCCUUCGUCGACGAAAUCACCUUCUCCCCAGAUCGCACAAGGGCAACCGGCGUCCGCGCAACAUGGACAUCGCGCGACCGCAAGAUGACCCGUACACUCAAUAUUUCUGCCUCGCGCGUCAUCGUCGCCGCCGGCACACUGCACUCCCCCGCCGUCCUGCAACGAAGCGGCAUCAAGAACUCCCACAUUGGCAGCAACCUGCACCUCCACCCCUCCACACAAGUCUGGGCGACGUGGCCUCAGCGCACGAACCCUUGGGAAGGUGCGAUUCUGACCGUUGCCGUAACCGAGCUGGAUAACCUCGACGGUGCGCACCACGGUGCCAAAAUCGAAGUCAUUUGCUCUACGCCAGGGUAUGGUCUGCCCGGUGUACCAUUCCGCGUGAGUAAAGCGGACCCAACGUCCUCGGCGAUCGAGUAUAAAUUGGCCAUCGCCAAGCACGGGUUCUCAACGGGUUUCAUUUCCAUCGCUCGCGACACGGGAACUGGGAAAGUUUAUAUCGAUCCAAAAGAUCCUGCGAGAAAGAGAGUACGCAUUGCGUAUACACCGUCGGAGCGCGAUAGGAAACAUCUUCUCGAGGGACAACUUGAGGGCGCGAGGAUCGCGUUCGUCAUGGGUGCUCUGGAGAUUGAUACUGUCCAUCCGCUUCUUGAUCGGUGGAUUAGGCCAUCGACGUCAGUGCCCGAGGAUGCCGAUAAUGAGGAUGUUGAUGACGAUGAGGCUUCAUUCACAGCAUGGCUGGAUGCAGCGCGCGCGCUGGGCAUAUCGACGCCGGACUCGUGCAUGAUCGGCUCGGCCCACCAGAUGGGUACAUGCCGGAUGAGUUCGUCAAGUAAGACUGGCGUGGUCGAUUCGAAAGGUAAAGUCUGGGGCGUGGAGGGUCUGUAUGUCGCGGAUGCGAGUGUCUUUCCUUCUGCGAGUGGCGUGAACCCCAUGGUCAGUACGAUGGGUAUUGCCGAGUGGAUCUCCAGACAUAUCGUGAAGGAUCUGAAGGGCGAGCAGAGGAAAGAAAGGCCAUCGAAGCUAUAAUAGAUCUAGAACGGCAAUGGUUACUAAACAUCAAGAAGGUUAGGUCAGCGUCACAAGUUAAUCUUGUAUGGUAAUCCUAGUUCACAGCCUCUUUCCAAGUCAUGAUAUUGUAGUCGUUAAGCAAAACACGAAGACGCCCGCUAAGACCAUCAAAUCCAACACUCCAAAGACAAGAAAUUGCUGUCCUUCACUUUCCACUUGUUCUUCUCGCAACUCCAAUCCUGGUCCGGCUCACUUUGUCAGCGAACUUGAGACUGGUGAU